ACUUGGCCUAUCAGAGAGGCCUGGAAGGUUCAGCUUUAUGAUGAUCGGAAGAUAAGGAUGGUCCUCUACCAGUCAAGCAGUCACUGCCCAUUUCCCUCUAAGCUACCAAAAUGCCGAUGAACUCUCUUCCGACGGCUAUUUUGGCUCACAUGGUAGCCAUUAACAACGUGCCUCCGCCUCCGCUUCGCAACAUACCAGGCCUGAAACUAAACAAGACCAUUAAUUAUGGUCAGUUGAAUGCCUUAUGCCACAUUAGAGGACUACAGAGCAGCCGACAUUCCUCCUUUAAUUUGACAGCUCACAAUACAUUCAUCAAGCAAUAUCCUCAAAUAUUCUUGCAUGAAAAAACAGUAUUUCCUAAAAUUUUCCAGCAGGAUGAAAAAAGAAUGUGGAGUGGAAAGACAGAGGAAAAGAAACCCCAACGUGAUUACGCACACAACAUAUCUGUGUAUGCCAGACAAGCACGUGGUGGCCCUAUUCUUCAUGAAGAAGAAAGAGCUACAUUGAAGUUUAAACAGUUCCUAGAUACCUUAAAGAAACUGCCAGUUCACAGAACAAUCCAUGAACAGAACAUUGUGUGGAGGAUGCUGAAGAAAAUUCCACUAUUAUCCUCUCAACUCAGUGAUGAACAACUGAAAAUCCUGAGUAGAAAUGUCGUUUCUGAAACCUGGACCAAAGGAAGCAUAGUGAUUGGUGAUGAUGGACUUUAUAUCAUACUGAAGGGUCUUGCUCGACCUCAGGUAAAGGUAUUAAGAAGUCUGACUGAUGAUGAAGACUCGGUUAUCUCUUCAAUAUCCAGAGAAAGCCUUGUUUUUGAUGCACAGUUGAAAGACUCCACAGUGGCUGAGAUAUACCUGCCUUCACCGCAGUUAGUGCUGAAAAAGUGGAGUACCUUUGGCUCACUGGAAGUUAUGUCUGAGACUGAAAUGGAUAAAACUCUACGUUCAGUGGUGACCGAAGAGGACUGUGAAAUCCUUAAAAUUCCUGCAAAGGAGUUUGAGAAGUUAAAAUUGGAAAAAGUAAAGCGUGAUAAUGUGCAAAAGUUGAAAUUAAUUCACAAAUGUCCUUUUUACGAAAACUGGCCUACUUUAUCCAUAUGCGAACUAGUUUCACUUAGUAAAUGGAAAAUAUUUCCUCCAGGUCAUGUGUUAGUGGAAAGUGGAACUGUCAUUUCAUUUGUGGGUUUUAUUAAUUCUGGAUAUUGUAACAUUUAUAGAAAUGUUGUGGGUCUCAUGAGCCUACGAUUAAACAAAAUGAAAAAGGUUAAAAAGCUUGUGUACAUGGGUAAACUCAGGGAGAAGCAAUCCUUUGGUGAGAUCAGCAUUCUUCUUCAAGAUCCUUUCACAUGUACAAUUAUUACUGGAGGAGAAGUUGAGAUGAUGGUUAUCGAAGAUGAGGAUAUUCUUGCAUUGGACCCAGUGACCAAGGAACUGAUGAUUCAAACAGCAAAACCAACUUUUGGCCAUCUUACGGAAGAGGAUGUAAAAAAUGAAUAUAUCCAAAAGGUACGAGAAAGAGAAUGGAAAUAUUUCAAGAAGAAGACAAUUAAAAGAACCUUGCAUUGUAAUGGAGUUCUACCUGGCUUUGGAAAAUGGGAUCACUACUGGCCAAGUAUUCCCAGGAAUCUCAAGGACACUCUUGUUACUUAUUAAAGAUACUGGCUUAUAAGAGCUGACACACCCAUCCUUUAUUCCUUUUUGUUUUAUUUAUUUUAAAAUUUUCACUUUGGUUUUAAGCAUUUAUACAUAAGUUAAAACUAUCAUCUGUCUAUUUUACCCCCUCCAACUGAUACUAAUAAUCUUUCUAGUUAUUUGGUUGUAUGUUAUAUCUAAAUAUGUUUUUUUGUGGUAACCAAAUUGUUUUCGAAUUUUUAUAGGUUUUUCUGUGUGAGAUACAAUACUAUAAAGAAAUAUAAAUGUUCUCUUCCACAGUAAUUAUUUGAAAGGGUUCCAUAAUUUAAAUAAAAUAGUUUCCUACAUGUAAAUCCUAAGUAGAGAUAUUUCAACAAAACACUGUUUUAUUCCAUUAUACCACAUAAAAAGUUAAAAAAAGUUGCCUAGGAAACACUGCAGUUUUUAUUAAAAUCUUAGAAUUACCCACAAAGCACAAAAUAUUCGCUUUGUGUGUAUGUAAUGAAAAUUUCUACAUAAUAUAGUUGCAUGAAAUAUAUUUAUUGAGUGAUACAAUUCUAAAAUAGCCUAGAGAGAGUAUAUGUUUUUCUCCAAGGACUGAUGCUCUGAAGUCCUGAGACCUUCAACAAAAGAUUCCACAUUGAGAAAAGCUAUGAGAUGUCCCAUUCCUUAUUAAAUCCUGUCAACCUGAAUGAAAACUGAAUUAAUUGUUGGUGGGAAAAUGACAAAAUCUCUUUUCAUUACUGUUCACUUUGUAUGAAAGGGAAAAUAUUUCUUUGAUCUCUGAAUAAUAGACCCUUAAUAUCUUGACAAUUCAUUAGAAACACAUAGAUUCCCACCCACGGAGACAGUGGGGCUGAUCUAUUGAGAGCUCACCAAGGCCAGCUGGACUGCGACUGAAAAAGCAUGGGAUAAAACCGGACUCUCUGAAUAUGGCGGACAAUGAGGACUGAUGAGAAGCCAAGGACAAUGCCACUGGGUUUUGAUCCU
Messenger RNA from Alexandromys fortis (reed vole), 2621 nucleotides. It is a transcript of the gene Cnbd1, whose product is annotated as cyclic nucleotide binding domain containing 1. The transcript is spliced from 13 exons. Lineage: Eukaryota; Metazoa; Chordata; Mammalia; Rodentia; Cricetidae. The record is from RefSeq and is a predicted model, not a curated record. The coding region runs from base 111 to 1652 and encodes 513 amino acids.